UCUAAGAUAUAUAUAAUAUUAAAAAAAAAUGUUUUAUAAAAUAAAUUCUGUUGUUUUAAUUUUUCUAUAUGUUUUAUUUUUUAGAAAUGUUUUUGUAAAUACAAUUUUAAUUGGCAAAGAAGGAGAAAUAGAUAUUUGUCAGCCGUAUGAUAAUAUGAAUCGGUUAGAUGCAGAGAUGAUUAAGGAAGUAUGCUGUUUAAAUACUUCAAAUGAGUAUGUAAUGUGUAAGGAUUUAAGAAUGAGUUUGGUAAAUGAGAAAAAAAUUUUUGCGGAAAUUCGUUUGCGUUAUGAUGAUGACAGUACUACGAGAAAAGCAAAAAGCACAAUAAAUCUUAAAAUCACGUUUGGAAAAAAAAACAUCAUUUUAAAUUACAAAAAAGAACAGAAAUAUUACAAAUACAACGAAAUUGGUAUUAAUGACUUGCAGUUAUUUAUUCGAAACUUAGACGAAAAUAUUUAUUUUAAUGUAGUUAAAAUCUAUGAGAGUAAUGUUCCUAUUAUUAGAGAUUUAGUGAAUGAUACGGUUUAUGAUAAUGAAAUCAAAGAUCAACUUUCUAAUGUCCAAAAUUUAUUUUUAUGGAAAUACGCAAAAGAUGAUUUUGUUACAGUUGUAGAUUCUUCAUGUCCUAAUAUAACACUUGAAUAUUUCAUUCAUAAUUCAACAGCAUAUCAUAAAACUGUUGAACAAACUCUAACUACGGCAAUAGAUAUCAUGUAUUAUCGAACUGCCAAGUAUGCGUGUUUAUUAGUUGUAUACGCUUAUCAAUCAUUAAAUAUUUUUUCUGGACAAAACGAAAUUUGGAAAAAAAUAAUAAAUGUUUUACGAAUAUUGAGUAAAGCAGAAAAUAGUUUAAAGAACUAUAAAGAAGAAAGUCUUUUUUUGAUAAAUAUAUCAGAAAAAUUAAAACAGAUUAAUACAAAAUCAAGUAGUCGAUGUAAAUUGUUGAAUGAUUUGUCUUAUUUGGUCAGCAAUUUCGUAGCCAUUAUUUUAAAACCUAGUGGAAUUGAUACAAAAAUUAAUGAAAAUAUCACUCAUAUAAACAUGAAAACAUACAUAUUACCAGAAGAUAUAUCAAAAAAAAUAUUUAACGGAUUUCCCAAACCUCACGAAAACAACGUCAAUUCAUAUAUGUUUGAGAACAUACCAACUGCACUAGAUGAUAUAAAUAAAAACUUGUUUACAAUUUUUGAAUUAAUUGAAACAGAAUAUGGAAUAUUUUUAAUAGAAAAUGAAUAACUUUUAUCAGUUAUAUUGUAUAAUAAAUAUUUAUUUUCUAAAAACUUUUACAAUAAUUCAAUUAAACGUGUAAUUAAUUAUUUAUAGUAUCAU
This is a messenger RNA of Daktulosphaira vitifoliae (grape phylloxera), 1330 nucleotides long. RefSeq lists its product as uncharacterized. Bases 29 to 1237 code for a protein of 402 amino acids. The transcript is spliced from 9 exons. Lineage: Eukaryota; Metazoa; Arthropoda; Insecta; Hemiptera; Phylloxeridae. The record is from RefSeq and is a predicted model, not a curated record.